UCACACACAUAUAUAUAGCCACAAACUAACCGGCUCUUGAUUUGGUUGAACUCGUGAAAUUCAUCUCGUGGGGUUGCUUGUAAUUUGAUUAGAUUUUGUGGGUACCAAUCACAAUUUGCUCUAAUGGAGGAUUGCAAUUUCCCUCAGGGCUCUCUUUUUCUUGGAUUUGAUAGCUCUACUCAGUCACUUAAAGCAACAGUGUUAGAUUCCAACCUCAACAUUUUCGCUACAGAGAUUAUUAAUUUUGAUUCAGAGUUACCUCACUAUAAGACCAAAGACGGUGUGGUUCGUGAUCCAUCAGUUAAUGGACGAAUCGUUUCACCAACACUGAUGUGGGUUGAAGCAUUUGAUCUCAUACUGGAAAGACUCGAUAAAAAAGUGGAUUUCAGUAAGAUUGCUGCUGUGUCUGGUAGUGGACAGCAGCAUGGUAGUGUAUACUGGAAACCAGGUAGUUCGGCAAUAUUAUCGUCACUAGACUCAAAGAAACCUCUCGUUGGUCAAUUCUGUGAUGCCUUUUCAGUCAGCGAAUCACCUGUAUGGAUGGACAGUAGCACUACCGAACAAUGCAAAGCUAUUGAGAAAGCUGUUGGCGGCGCAAUGGAGUUGUCUAAGCUUAGUGGGUCUCGUGCUCAUGAGAGGUUUACAGGUCCCCAAAUCCGCAGGAUAUAUGAAACACAACCGGAAGUCUAUAAGAAUACAGAGAGGAUCUCCUUAGUUAGCUCUUUUAUGGCGUCUAUACUUAUCGGGUCAUAUGCUUGCAUCGAUCAAACAGAUGGGGCAGGAAUGAACUUGAUGGAUAUCAAGCAGAGAGCUUGGUCAAAAACAGCCUUGGAGGCUACAGCACCAAAUUUGGAACAGAAGCUUGGAAAAUUAGCUCCUGCACAUGCUGUUGCUGGUUUGAUUGCUCCCUAUUUUGUGGAAAGGUUUCACUUCAACAAGGACUGUUUAGUUGUACAAUGGUCUGGUGACAAUCCUAACAGUCUAGCAGGCUUGACACUCAACACUCCAGGGGAUCUCGCAAUCAGUCUUGGUACUAGCGAUACUGUAUUUGGGAUAACUAACAAACAUCAACCAAGAUUAGAAGGACAUGUCUUCCCUAAUCCUGUUGAUACAGAAGGCUACAUGGUAAUGCUGGUUUAUAAGAAUGGAUCACUUGCACGCGAAGACAUACGUAAUCGCUAUGCUAGUAAAUCGUGGGAGACUUUCAAUAAUUUUUUGCAGCAAACACAGCCUCUGAAUGGUGGUAAAUUGGGUUUCUACUACAAGGAUGAUGAAAUACUUCCUCCCCUACCAGUUGGUUUCCAUCGGUACAUUCUCUCAAAUUUUAAUGGAGACACUUCAAAUGGCCUCGUUGAAGAGGAAGUGAAGGAAUUUGAUGCUCCAUCUGAGGUCCGAGCAUUAAUUGAGGGCCAGUUCCUUUCUAUGCGAGCUCAUGCUGAAAGAUUUGGAAUGCCGUCUCCUCCAAAUAGGAUAAUAGCAACUGGUGGAGCAUCAGCAAAUGAUAGCAUUCUGAGCUCAAUUGCUUCCAUUUUUGGAUGUAAUGUAUAUACAGUCCAAAGACCAGACUCUGCUUCCUUAGGGGCAGCAUUAAGGGCUGCUCAUGGUUGGUUAUGCAACAAGAAAGGCAAAUUUGUGCCAAUAUCAGACAUGUAUAAAAGCAAGUUGGACAAGACGUCUCUUGGCUGUAAGCUUGCAGUGAGCGCUGGAGAUAAAGAACUGAUCACCAAAUAUGGUUUUGUGAUGAAGAAGAGAAUGGAAAUCGAGAAUCGCCUUGCCCAGAAGCUUGGCCGCUUUUAAAGUCAUGGCAUUGCAGGUAGGUAGCAUGUUUAAAAGUUCACCGAGUAUCAGACUCUUUUUUUUUUUGGGGGGGGGGGGGGGGUUGUUCAAUCUAAAUAAGAUUGAACAUAUGUGUAAAUAACGAAUAAUGAGGAAUGCUUGGAUGCUAUCUUCUUGUUUCUCCUUUGUUGCUUUUGGGUUGACGUAAUGUUGAUUCUUGAACUCAACUAUGGUGGUGAACUCAAUAUAGUUCUAUUUUGAAAAAUACAUAGCUUUACAUGCAACAAUA
Molecule: messenger RNA, 2065 nt
Organism: Daucus carota subsp. sativus
Lineage: Eukaryota; Viridiplantae; Streptophyta; Magnoliopsida; Apiales; Apiaceae
Product: xylulose kinase 2
Exons: 11
Coding region: 124-1797 (557 amino acids)
Biological process (GO): phosphorylation; D-xylose metabolic process; xylulose metabolic process
Cellular component (GO): cytosol
Molecular function (GO): D-xylulokinase activity
Source: RefSeq, a predicted model, not a curated record